AUAAAUAAAAUGUUUAAAAAAAAAAAAAGAAACUACGUUUAGGAGCCUCAAGAAGUUUACAAGAUAUUUAAGACUACCUAAUACUGCUUUAUCAGUUUGGCAGUACACAGAACCUUUGACAAUGUUCUAAUGAACUCUCCAGAAAGGAGGGGAAAAGUAUUUAUUUGAAGAGAUUAUAUUCCUCAACUUGUACUUGGCAGAUUACUAUAGCUAGAUUAAACAAACAGUGGGUUAUAGUAAUGUACAUAAAUCCUAUAACUUUAUCAUUUCAUGGUGUCCAAAGAAAGAGUGGUAUUUCCUGAUAACCAGGGUUCUACUCUCUGUCCCUGUCUAUUUGACUAAGUUAGGCCAUUUAAGUGGAGUCAUGCAAUUUUGUCCUUUUGUGGCCCUAAUUUUACCUAGCAUAAUGUUUGUAUGGUUCAUGCGUGUUGUAGCAUUUAUCAGAAUUGCAGUCAUUGAAAAAAAGGAAUAAUAUGGCCUUGUAGGUAUAUAUUACAUUUGUGUAUCCAUUCAUCUGUUCAUGGGACACUUGAGUUGUUUCUACUUUGGAGGUGUUGGAAGUCGCACUACUUUUAUUGCUUCUUGGCCCUUUGGCUAAGAUCAAGUGGAAAUCGCACCACUUUUAAGUGGAGACUUGGCUCCUGAUCUAAUGCUCAUUCCCAUAGCAUCACAGAGGGAAUUGAUUGCUUUAUAUAACCUCCAGUCUGUUCCAAACUUAAGAGGUUUUGAGGGAAAUGGGCAUCUCCUGUAAAAUAAUUAGUUCACUGAAAUAUUGAUGCUGAGCUUUCAUGAAUAAAUGAAUCACACUAAGGUUGGUUGGUCCAUACUUUAAAUCUCCUGAAGAAAAUAUCUCUUUCUCCUUUUCCUUCAGUUAAACACACACACACACACACAAUGGUUUAGAGGGAGAUACCAAGAGACUACCAAAAGCUGAUGUACUCUCUCUAGAAUUAUUUCUAGAGGUGAAACUUCACUGUGCAACACAGCACAGAACUGCUUCUCAGUAAGGAAGCCCACAGAGCACUUUCUCCAGGAUUCCAUUGUCCCUGUGCCAAGCUUGGGGUAGCAAUUGCAUCACUUCCAAACUCAGGUGUUUCCAACCUACUAGAACACGUGGACAAAGCCUGCGGCAAAUCUGGCUUCUGCCAGUCCCGUCCACACUUGGAGCGCAGCUCUUUCCAGGAUCUCUGCACAGAGGGUGGCUGCCAUUAGACAAGGCCUGAGCCAGAGGAGAAGAGUACAGAGCAGAGCCAUGAAUAUCAUCUUGGGUCUCCUCCUGCUUCUGCUCACCAUCAUCUACUCCUACUUGGAGGCACUGGUGAAGGUUUUCUUUCCCCGAAGGAGAAAAUCUGUGGCUGGGGAGGUUGUUCUCAUUACAGGAGCCGGGCAUGGAAUAGGCAGGUGGACUGCCUAUGAAUUUGCAAAACGGAAGAGCCGACUGGUUCUGUGGGAUAUUAAUAAGCGCGGUGUUGAGGAAACGGCAGCCGAAUGCAGGCGACUGGGGGCCACUGCGCACGCGUAUGUGGUGGACUGCGGUGACCGAGAAGACGUUUAUAACUCUGUAAAGCAAGUAAAGAAAGAAGUGGGAGAUGUAACCAUCCUGGUGAAUAAUGCUGGGACAAUAUAUCCAGCUGACCUUCUUAGUACCAAGGACGAAGAGAUUACCAAAACUUUUGAGGUCAACAUCCUAGGACACUUUUGGAUCACAAAAGCACUUCUUCCGUCCAUGAUGAAGAGAAAUCAUGGCCACAUUGUCACAGUGGCUUCAGUGUGUGGCCAUGGAGUGAUUCCUUAUCUUAUUCCAUAUUGUUCCAGCAAAUUUGCUGCUGUCGGCUUCCACAGAGCUCUGACAUUAGAACUUGAAACCUUGGGGAAAACCGGAAUCAAAACCUCAUGUCUCUGCCCAGUUUUUGUGAAUACUGGGUUCACCAAAAACCCAAGCACAAGACUAUGGCCUCUUUUGGAAACAGAUGCAGUUGCAAGAAGCUUGAUAGAUGGAAUACUUACCAAUAAGAAGAUGAUUUUUGUUCCAUCAUAUUUCAAUAUCUAUAUAAUACUAGACAAAUUUCUUCCUGAACGUGCCUUGGCAGCUAUAAAUCACUUACAGAACAUUCAAUUUGAAGCAGUGAUUGGCCACAAAAUCAAAAUGAAAUGAAUAAUUGAGCUCCAGCCAGAGAUGUAUGCACCUUCAUGAUGUAAACCUAAGUUUAGAAUCAAUGCUUCAAAGCUUAAUUUCACAUUUUCAAUACUGUUCAUAUAACAAAAAAAACAUUAGUUUGACAUCAGCCGCAGUCAAAGGAACAAGACUAAUUACCUGUCUUUCUCAAGAAUAUUAAUGUAGCUUUCACAGUCAGAUCCAUUCUUCGUUCCAUGCCCCUUAAAAACUUCUAUGCUUACAUAAACAUACUCAAAAGGCCUCUUUUCUUCAGAUAUUUUAUUUUUUUCCUUUCUGCUUCAAGGGGAACAAAGCCACCUCCUUGAGAGUAAAUACAAAGAGAAGUUAUUUACACGGGGAAGGCUGAAGACCUUGUCAACAUGUACACCAUGUGAGCUAGCAGUUGGGAGGCGAGGUUUAAGCAGGCCGCAGUGCUCCGAAGGACAAAGAGGCUACUUCUGUGCAAUUCAGCAUUUGGAAGCUUUCACUGGCUUCUCCCUUUUCAGCAGCCCCACACAGCGCAGCGGUAUUCUGUAGUUUCUUGCUUGAUUCUGUCCUUUGUAUAGCUCUUCUAUCCACCAAGAGUGGACACUAUACUUUCUGCCCUUUCCAUAACCUCUGAAAAUACUAUGACAUUACAAAACCUGACUCUCUUUGAAUCUCAGAAUAUCUGAAAUUUUAACCCCAGGAUAAACCCCUCUUUCUUUGUAGUUUAUGCUUUCACAUAUCAUUGGUACCAGAGACGGUGAGAUAGUUUUGAGCUUCAAAAAUGAAAACUAACACAGAAAAAAGAAUUAGGCUGACUACCCAAUACUCGACAGUAGAUCUAAGAGAUAAAUGAGUGUUCUCUUUAAAGAUCUGAUUCCCACUACAUCAAGAGUAAUCUUUUUUGUGUUUUUCUCAUAUAUAAUAGACUGCUUUUACAUCAACUAUCUGCCUGUUUUUAUUAAAAAUGAAUGAUUAAAAACAAAU
Molecule: messenger RNA, 3127 nt
Organism: Callorhinus ursinus (northern fur seal)
Lineage: Eukaryota; Metazoa; Chordata; Mammalia; Carnivora; Otariidae
Gene: HSD17B13
Product: hydroxysteroid 17-beta dehydrogenase 13
Cellular component (GO): lipid droplet
Molecular function (GO): steroid dehydrogenase activity; oxidoreductase activity, acting on the CH-OH group of donors, NAD or NADP as acceptor
Source: RefSeq, a predicted model, not a curated record